Molecule: messenger RNA, 2652 nt
Organism: Haliotis rubra (blacklip abalone)
Lineage: Eukaryota; Metazoa; Mollusca; Gastropoda; Lepetellida; Haliotidae
Product: long-chain-fatty-acid--CoA ligase FadD13-like
Exons: 3
Coding region: 262-1890 (542 amino acids)
Source: RefSeq, a predicted model, not a curated record
CAUCCCUGUAUUGCGGUCUUCCAACCGUGCGAUACAGUAGUGAGAAUAUUUUCUUACAACCUACUUCGUGCAGUGAACUGUAGCAGGAUAGGGCAGAUAACAUAUUUGGAAAUAACAUCUGGGAAAUUGUUAAUGUUAAACAACUAGAACUUUGAGCUAUAAAAUCGUUGUGAUUGCGAUCUCAGGUGCCUGAAUAAACCCAAGGAACUCACAGCUUCUUUCCCUCUUGUUUCAAGUUAUACCAUCCAAACGGCAAGGAUCAUGUCUGCGGAUGAUGUUCAACAAACUAUUCCAGCCAGAGUGAGGCACUGGGCACAGAUCUACCCAGACAAAGAGGUGUUUGUCUUCUACAACGAUGAAGGAAGGCGUGCUCUCACUUGUAAAGAUGUACACAUCCUCUCCACUAAAUUUGCUGCACUUCUACAGCGUCGGGGCUUGAAACGUGGAGAUGUGGUCUGUAAUACACUCACCAACUCUCCUGAACGUCUUAUCACCGAUUUUGGCAUCAUGGCGGCUGGUUGUGUUGCUGCCAAUGCCCAGGCACUGUUGGCAGAUGGUACGGAUCUGUUGCAUGUGAUCAACCUGAGUUCCUGUCGUCUGUUGAUUGGGGACAACACAUUACCUGGGGGUGCUUGGGAUCUUCUCAAACCUCAUCUUGGAGAAAUUCUGGACUCCAAAGUAAAAUCAAGCAAUGCUCCUAACCUAGAAAUGGUGGAGUUUGUUGGUGUGAAGGGAGGAAGUAAUUACCUGGAGAUGUUACGUCAGGAAGGUGAUCAAGUCCCAGUGGAGGUACUACCAACAGACACAGCUUUGUAUUGGGCAACUUCAGGCAGCACUGGCUUUUCAAAACUUGUACCAAAGACGCAUGAGGUUAUGAUCCUGCAUUCUAGCAGUUUUACAAAGAUGUUUCAGAUGCAUCAGUUGAAUACAAAGGUUUACAGCGAUCGACCUUUAGGCUGGGCAGGUGGGUGGCCUUAUGUAUUCAUAGACAUGGCCAUCCCGGUGGUGAUGUCCGACACAAGAGGUUCUAUUCGAGAUCAGUGUCAGCUGUCUUGGGAAGCAGUAAGAAAGGAAAGGUGUACAACUGCACUGCUUACAAUUGCCUUCAUGAAGAAACUUGCAGAAAGAACAUAUAUUCAAAACUCAGAUGAUGUGAUUCAAAGAUUAAUGUGUAUUUGUACAGGGCAACCUUUUGCCAAACAUUGCUUUGAGUUUGUUGGUAAGAUCUGCAACUCGGUUUCAUCUGCAUACGGACUCACAGAAGUUGGAUAUGUAUCAAGCUAUAUUUGUCAGAAGGAGGAAGACUUCAAAGACAAUCUGGUUGGAAUUAGUCGUCAGAUGGAGGUGAAAGUGGUAGAUGAACAGUUUGAAGAGCUUGGACCGGGCAAGGACGGACAAGUUUUCCUUCGUGGAGAUUGUAUGUUCAAGGGAUAUAUCAACAAUCCUGAAGCUACAAAAGCAGCCUUUACAGAUGACGGAUGGUUCAAAACAAAUGAUAUUGGACAUUUUGAUGAGCAAGGGCGUCUCUUUGUCGAGGGAAGACAAUCAGAUGCCAUUAUGCAUGGAGAGUACAUCAUAUACCCACCCUGGGUGGAGAAAAACUUGAGAACAUGUCCUUAUGUUUCUGAAGUCAUGGUGGUCCCCGUUCCUCACAGGGACUUGUAUCAUGAGGUCUGUGCCUGUAUCAUUCCCAAACCAAACAUGGAUGUCACCACCAAGAUGAUCAAAGAUUACUGCGAUCCAAUGUUUAUUUCUGAUUCUCUACAUGAAAUGUCUGCUAAACCAGCCUACUAUGUUCUGGUGGAGAAUUUCCCUCUUAGACCAACAGGGAAACCAGACAGGCGGGCAUUAUCAGAAAUAGCUGCAAAACUGACGUCAAGAAGCCCCUAACAUUUCUGUCGAAAUCCCACCAGUGACCUGCAAGGGCAUAUGAUUCCACCCAUCCUGAAGGACGUAGCAUGUGACAACUCGACAAAAGAAAUGGUGUUGGGAUUCAAACUGUAAUCAAUAAUUCUAGAAAUAUUAUGAAAAUAGGAGUCGAUAAAAUUAACUGGAACAUCUGUAUCCACACUUAAGCGGAUUUAGGUAUUCGAUCAUUUCAUUACUAUUGGUAUAAUUUGUUGUUACUAGCUUCCCUGUUAACGAUGCUCAGAAUAGACCGCCCUUCUGCAGGGGCAAAAUGAUUGUUACCUCUUCGGGAGUAUUAGUAAUGGUAUUCAAGCAGUAACGGAUAUUUUGUCCUUAUGUCAGAUAGUCAGUGAAUAUACAGAGAUUGAAGUGUGGACAGAAUCAGAGUUAUUUCCAUGUUAUCAUCAAACAAUUGAUAUGUUCACAAUAUAGUACAUGGUUGUUCUCGUCUUUCUAUGAAAAUUACAUGGCAAUGGCGUUCAAUGUCACAAUAUAUCUUCUCAAAAAUGGAUUUACUACAUUUAAAUAUUCGCACGUCCGGUUCUCAGGCUCCUGAGAUGUUAUUUUCUUUACGGUGAAUCCUGCUAGCUAUUCUCGAAACGUUCGUAGCCUUACGAACUGCUUCAGCUCAUUCUUAACAUGUUGGCUACGAUCAAAGUUAAGAAUUCUUAGGGCUACGAACGUUUCGAGAAAAGGGGAUCUGUUCGUAUUUGUUUAUAUCAAUAAAUCCCUCAUCAUCGCAUA